GGACAUGGCUGCUACUAACUGAAGUUUAAAUUGCAGCUCAAAAACGCCUGGACAUGUACAGUAUUUCACUUUAAAUAAGAAACAAUUCUUGAAACACUUUUUAUUACUGCAAAACCUGCCUUCUCAGGAAUGAAUCAGACCCUAAGAAGAUGAAGUCAUUAUUUUUGUUAUUGUGGGUGUUAGGCACAUCCCUAUCCUCCCCUAUAAUACAACAGGGCAUUAAGUCAUCAAUUAAAAAGUCAGGUUAUCCAUUUAAAGCACCCCGACCAUCUGCUCUAUCAUCCCCUCAAGUUGUGGUCAUUCCAGGGGAUCAAAAUCAGCAACCACCCUCAUCCACAUCCUCCUUAGGUUCAAAUAUCUUUGUUAUUCGCCCAUUUGCAAAAUCUGAGUCUAAGCAAUCAAAGGAUGCUGCACAGCCAUCACCUAUAACUCGUAUUAUAGGUAACCAAGGUCCAGGAUCAGGAAAUCAACCAAAUGUAUUUGUCAUCAGUCCAUGUCCCUCCGGUGGUGGGGGAGGUGCAGCUGGUCCCAGAGCUGGUAUGCAAGCACCACCACCAGUACCACCUCCAUCUCCUCCUGCUGCUGGGCCUCCAAUCUUUAUUUUCCCUCCAUCUGGACGAUCUUCUAAGGGUGAAUCAGGAAAGCAGAGCCAACCUCCAGCACAAGCACCAGUGCAAGCUCCUGCAGCAUCCCCAGCAAUGCCUAACAUCUUUAUCAUUUCACAAGGCCCAGCAGGAGGAGAGUCAGCUCGAGCAAAGACUCCUGCCCCAGCACCAGCUGCUCCUCCUCCACCAGCACCUGUUCAGCCAUCACCUCCCAUAUUUAUCUUUCCUCCAUCUGGUGGGUCAGACUCAGCAGGACAAGGAGGGGGACAGCAAAAACCUGUACCACCACCACCUCCUGCGGCUCCUCCACCCCCUCCACCUCCUUCCAUAUUUGUGUUUGCUCCACCUAGUGGUGGUUCUGAAGCAGCAGAUUCUGCUGGAUCACAUACAGAAGAUCCACAUCCAGCAGCUCCACCACCAGCUCCAGCAAUGCCAGGCCCGCCCAUUUUUAUAUUUCCACCAUUUUAUGAUGGAAAUGGAGGUAAUGGAGGAGAGGAAAGAGGAGAUGGAGGAGGAGCUCAUGCAUCUGCUGCAAUACCACCUGGUGGUACUGGUGGUGCUUCCCAAGCACCAGCUCCAGGGACUCCAAUUGUCAUUUAUCCACCAGAUGGCUCUGGACCUGGUGGUCCUGUGGUUCAAUCUGCUGGACCAGGGUCCCCUUUUAUCAUCUUCCCACAAUCCUCUGGUUCUCCAGGUGGUUCAAAAGCAGCUCCAGGACAAGGACCUAUAGCUGGAGCAGGAGGAGGAGGUGGUGAUGCUACUGGUGCUGGUCAUGGUGGACCGGGAGGGUCAGCACACUCUCCAUUAUCUCCCCCAGGUGGAUCAGCCCCAUCUUCACCUAGUGCUCCAGGAGCACCAUUUGUCAUAGUUCCAGGUGAUGGUAGUGGUUCAGGUGGUCCUGUGGUUCAAGGAGGAGGAUCAGGUUCCCCAUAUGUUUUUUUUCCUGGUUCUGCUGGACCUCAGGGUGGUUCCACUGGAACCUCUGGACGAGGUGAUUAUGGAGGUCAAACGAUGUUUUUCACAACAAUGGGAGGGGGUGGUGCUCCUGUGGGAUAUGGUGGGGGAGGAGCUGGUGAAGGUGCAGGGCCAACUGGUGGAGGACCAUCUCAACAGCCAUCAAUAUUCAUGAUGCCUCCUCAUGGUUCACCAUCUUCUGGAGGAUCAGGAGCUGCUGGAGGGGGGGGAGGUACUGUAGCUGGAUUUGGUGGAGGAGGUGCUGCAGAUGGAGGACCAUCUCAACAAUCACCUCCUGUAUUUAUCAUCAAUCCGUAUGGUUCAUCACCUGCUGGAAAAUCAGAAGGGCAAGCACAUUCUUCUUCCUCAAGUCCUCCAAUUUCAUCUGCAUCAGCUCCUGGAGCACCAAUUGUCAUAUUUCCACCUGAUGGUUCUGCUUCAAGUGGUCCUGUUGUUCAGUCAGGUGGCCCCGGCUCUCCAUUUCUUAUUUUCCCUCCUGGUGGAUCUCAAGGAGGUGCAAAAUCAAAUGGCAAGCCUCAGUCAUCAGGCCCUGCAGCUGGUGCAGCUGUUAAAGGUGGAGGUGCAGGUGGGGGAUCUAGUCCACAGAUAUUCAUCUUCCCAUUGGAUGGCUCCGGCCCAACAAGUAUAUUUCCUGAAGCAGCUGAUGGAUCAUUCCAGAAUGGAAAUGCAGGAAAUGUGGGUGAUGGCUCCGAAUCUUCUGCACCCUCUGGUUCACCGCAAAUUAUCAUGCUCCCUUCUUUUUAUGAAGCCAGUGCUCCACCAGCAAGUCCAUUACGUGCUCCACUAAGUUUGUCAACAAAACAGUUUGGUGCCUCAAAAUCAUCAUCUUCUAAAUCAUUCACAAAGCACUUAUCCACCUUGGCCAAUAUGAAACUAAUAAAGUCCCCACAGCAAUUAAAAGCCUUAAGCCGCAAAACACCAAUGAGUAGACCCAAGAAAAGAUAAGAAGAAUAAAAAGGUAAGAUCAUGGAAGAAGCUUCAAUUGUACAGAUGCAAAAUUGUGGGCAGAAUGGGAACACAGAUACAAACAUUACUCCAAAUGCUGUAAAAUUAUAGAAUUACCACUGAAUUUUUUCUUUGCAUAUUACUCAUGUGAGAAGUGAAUGCUAUCAUGUUUUUCUUUCUAGUAAUAGUUGAAAAAACAUCAAAUAUCAAUUAAUCAGCUGGCCAAAAACUCUACACUUCACCAAGCAAAAGAAAAUAGACAAUGGAGUUUUUUGAACUGCAGUGUUUUUUGGCAAUAUGCCAUUUUCACUAAGUGUCUUACAUUUAAUACAUUUUAACAGGGCAUGAACUAUAAAAUUAUCUUUUUCAUACAUAAUUAAUAAUUAAAAUGCAUUUACAAUAUUUUGAAUACUGUUCCAGUUGCUUCAGUAAAAUAAAAAUGUGUUUUAUGCCGAUGUAACACAGCCUUUCUGGUGGCAAAAAAUGUGUACAUUUUUAAAAGCAGCUUUAAAUAAAAACCAAUCAUUAAUCAGA
Messenger RNA from Polypterus senegalus (gray bichir), 3059 nucleotides. RefSeq names its product collagen alpha-1(I) chain-like. Lineage: Eukaryota; Metazoa; Chordata; Cladistia; Polypteriformes; Polypteridae. Bases 150 to 2525 code for a protein of 791 amino acids. The record is from RefSeq and is a predicted model, not a curated record. The transcript is spliced from 4 exons.